Schistosoma guineensis is the source of this 1356-nucleotide messenger RNA. Lineage: Eukaryota; Metazoa; Platyhelminthes; Trematoda; Strigeidida; Schistosomatidae. The record is from the annotation of a GenBank genome assembly.
AUGGUUGGUCACAGUGAUUUGUUUCUCGAUAGUUGUCUGUUUAUUACUUAUUCUCUACUGGUUCUUGAUGUUGGUCAAGAGUUUUCGUCAACGUUUGCGGAUAUUCAUGGUUUGAAAGUCAUCUUUUUGGAUACAUUUGUUGAAUGGACCUGUCAAUUCGCAUCUUCAUUUCCUGCUUCCCUCAGUGACAACACUGGAGGUAUCCGCAUGGCUGGAAUAGUCAAUGACAUAGUAAUAGAGACGCUUGCCUUUAUUAAUGACAUUACAAAUGAAUUAAAAUUGGAAUAUUCCAAAGUACCUAAACCCCUGAUGGACUUUUCAAAUCACCUGAAGUUUUUGAUGAAAACUUCAUCUAGGCGUGCGUUUGGCUGGAUUGAUUAUUGUUGUAAAUUAAGGAGUUACUGUAGCAGAAUGUUACAUUGUAUCAAAUUCACAAAUACAUCUUUGUCUUCUGAAGAGGAUUUAGAGGAAGUUUUUGAACCGUAUUCGAAAAUCCCAUGCACCACCUUAAGCAUUUCAGCAUUAAAAACAUUAACUAAACGUGAAGUAAUGAAAGACACUGUUAAUAUUGAGGACUCAUUAAUCUCAUUGAAUAUUCAUAUGGAUUCAAAUUUGUUCAGUAACAUUUACAGACUGGCGUAUGAUAAGAGCGGUAUUAUACAAAUCAUUCAACAGGUGCAAACAGAUUACCAGGAUCUAAAUAAAGCAGAUAAUAAAAAUUUACCCAGUCUUGCCAACAUUCAACAACAUUUACUUAAAUUGUCAUCAGUUUUUAUUACUUUGGAUACUUUGAGGCGAUUCAGUGACGAAAUACCACUUGAACAACUCCAAACACCAGUAAUUUUAGCCGAUAGUAAGGGAUUGAAACAUACGCCCAUAAUUAGUGGUAAUGAAAACGCUGAUAUGGAUUGUGAACAAAAAGGAAGAAAAUUAGUUGACAAAUGUUGCUUUGAACAAUUUUGUGGGCCAUCACCCUCAACAUCAACGUGUACACCUGUCCCUGAAGAAAAAAAGAAAGUUAGGAAGUAUAUAAUCCGUCUUCCGAAAGAGGAAUGGAAAUCACACAAAACACCUUGGACAAUUGAAGAAUCUAUAGCAUUAUGGCAUGGAGUAAUGUAUGCUCCUGGUUCGAAAAGUUGGUCUCAAAUCUGGCAUCAAUCCUUUCGACAUAGUAAUCGUAGUCAAGUAAAUUUAAAAGACCGGUGGCGUGUAAUAGAUAAUAGUGAAACUAUUAAAAAUGUAAUUCGACAGGCGUAUAUUAGUUGGACAUCACAGUUUACAAAUGGAAAAGGCAGUCCAGUCAGAUAUAAUAAUUUACCAAUGCCAGUUAUUGUACGUACCUGUCAAUCAACUUAA